Molecule: messenger RNA, 1356 nt
Organism: Rhopalosiphum maidis (corn leaf aphid)
Lineage: Eukaryota; Metazoa; Arthropoda; Insecta; Hemiptera; Aphididae
Gene: spz4
Product: protein spaetzle 4
Exons: 5
Coding region: 130-1218 (362 amino acids)
Biological process (GO): innate immune response; regulation of Toll signaling pathway; central nervous system formation
Cellular component (GO): extracellular region
Molecular function (GO): Toll binding; growth factor activity
Source: RefSeq, a predicted model, not a curated record
CAGUUUUGCGAUCGCCGCCGUCGUUGUCCGGCCAGUCAGUCAGUCUCGCGUGCGACACCCGGCCGAGCUCAGUCAAACCCAUGUGCGUGGUCUCGCGCGCCCCUACAGUGUACUGCAUGUGGACGACUCAUGUACUUAAAGAUACUAUUCCUUUGGGCACUGCCGUUGGAGCUCAAUGGUUACGGUUACGACGGUUAUAGCACCUGCACGAAACCGUAUCGCAAUGCAAGAGCUAAAUUUCCGGAUUUGCCUUGCGAUUUUAACACUCAAUCAUGGUGCAUGGUACCUGGAUCGACGUACCCGUGGCACGCAGUCCGACGGUUCGUUUUCGAGAAUCACGGUUUGAUGAAACGCAUGUAUGGCGAACAGCGACACAUAUCAGUGUUACGCGCCGAUAUGGACACCAACGAUAUCGAAGGAGGCGUCUGGAACCGACGCCGCGAGGAGUCAUCGUUGAACCGCUACGACUCACAACCGCCACCGCCGGCGCCAACUUCGGGGACAUCCUCGGGAACCGCUUCGACUAGCAACAGUACUAGCACUACCACCUCGACGACAUCCACGACCUCCACCGCCCGACCGUUCAACGUUACUACCGCGUCCGUGGCCGACAUCAUUCCGCCCACGACAACGGCCGUCGCCGAAGACGUGGAAGACGGCACCUCAGACGACGUUACCGUUGACGACCAAAUGCAGUUCGAAACCACUACCGAUCCGAUAGCAUCAACCCAGCGCACCGACCAGGUGCAGGAGCAACCGGGAUUUUUCCAGGAGUCGACCAAUGGUGGCACGGACAACACUCAGAAAUCAAAAGGCAUUAAUGCUUGCCCUGUAAAGGAAGAAGUGGUCGCACCGUUCUGGGCGAAUAACACUCGCGGCGAAGUGCUCGCGCUGCUCAAUCUCUAUCCGUUCGAGCAGUACGUCCACUGGGAACGAUGCACGUUCGAGAACAAGCAGAUGUUCUGUCGCCAGGGCUGCCGGUGCGAACAGCAGUAUCGCCUGCACAGGCUGCUCGCCUACGACCCAUCCAACGACUGCCGCGGAAUAUUCUCCGACUGGUUCAGGUUCCCGUCAUGCUGCGUGUGCCGUUGUUACGAUCUGCCAAAUGACCUGAGGAUCACGUCCCGCAGUCCACGCACCGACGGAGACGACGGCACCAGUGGCAACGGCAACAGCAACGACCUCGACACGUGGUUCCAAAAUCCGUUGAACUCUUAACUUUUACUUUUCUUUACACGAUAUAUUGUAUUAUUAUAACAUAGCCGUGUUUUAUCUUUUCUCUCUCUCCUUCGAUAAUAAUAAUAUUAUUUGUGCCCGCGCAUCAUUUAUAAUAUAGUGUUGGGCAAAAAAAAAAAA